Mucor mucedo is the source of this 1239-nucleotide messenger RNA. RefSeq lists its product as uncharacterized. The coding region runs from base 1 to 1239 and encodes 412 amino acids. The record is from RefSeq and is a predicted model, not a curated record. Lineage: Eukaryota; Fungi; Mucoromycota; Mucoromycetes; Mucorales; Mucoraceae. The transcript is spliced from 2 exons.
AUGUCAUCUGACAAUUUACAAGACCGUAGUCUUAACGACAGUACCAAUAAAUCAACCGCAGAUCAACAAUCUGUUGGCAACAACAAUGCUGACCUGAAAAAUAUCUCAGCUGGAAACACACCACCACUUCACCAACUGGGACAGCCACCUCAAGAGCUCCCAUCGUUGUAUCAAUUGGCUUCAUCAGCCUUUAUGCCCGCAAGGGUUAUACUUCCACCACUUGGUCUCCUUGCUCGCCCAUUGGCUAUUAAGCCCAGACAUGGGCUAUUUCCUCAUCUACAACCUUGCCAAGCCUACAAACCUCAAGGUCUUAGCCUGGAAAACCUCGACCCAACUCUUGGUCAGGUUCACCCUAAGCCAGCUUUUAACCUGGUCGAACUCAAGCCAGAUCUUAGCCAUGCCAACCGCAAACCAGCUCUUGGCCAGGUUAAUCUCAAACCAGGUCCAGCCGCUCAUCCUAAGCCUCCACCAUCCUCUCUUCAUACUAUUAAUGAAGAAAUGGACUCUGUGGCAUCUGAGGGCCUAAACGUCUUGGGCACUGCUUCCCAUUCUGCAAGCAGAGACCAUUUCGAAGUUUCCUCACCUGCCAAGUCCAGAAAGAAGAAAAAGCCAGUUGUCGUUGAAUCAGUUUCCGGCAUUGAAUUCACUAUCCCCUUAGAGGAUAAUCGUUCUGUGUAUGCUAAGCAGGUCUCUAAAUCACUUCUCGGUUUAAUUGCGUGUAUGUCUGCCAAAGUGCCAUUUAAAGUACAUGGCAAAGCACCUGUCAAAGUGCCUUUGCGAAAGAAACACCCACGAGGUAGAAAGGCCAAGGCAACAACCAAUCUUGAAGUCGUAGCAAAGCCAGCAAAGUCAGCUCCAAAGAAGAAGGUGAUCAAGCCCACUGGCUCUGGUGAGUUAUCUAGUACUCUCACGAUAAGGAAGUCAAAGCGCAUAGCGGCUAAGCAAGCUUUCCUUAAGGCCGCAGCAGAAGAGGAAGAGAGACGAGAUGUAGCCAUGUCCAUUCAGCAAGUAAAAGAACACAUUUCCAUGGAAGCUGAACAUACCAGACACCAUGAGCUUGCAGAACCCCUUCUUGGUCAACCAGACAAGCCUUCCCAGCAAGCUGAAUCGUCUCAACAACACUCGGGCAAUCGCCUUAAAAAACUCAAUUAUGAAAAAAGAAAACGUGAAGAGACCGAUGUUGGCCACUCCAAUAUUAAGAAAGCAAAAGGAAAGGGUAAGGCUUCAAAUACUCGUUGA